AUGAUGGAUAUGGAUGAGGCUCAAGAGUAUGAUCCGGAAAUGAUGAAUGAAGACGAUAACGAUGAAGAAGAAAUCACUCAGGAAGAUGCAUGGGCGGUUAUUUCAGCGUACUUCGAAAGUAAGGGUCUGGUUCGUCAGCAGCUGGAUUCCUUCGACGAGUUCAUCCAGAACACAAUGCAGGAAAUUGUUGAUGAAUCCGCUGAUAUUGAGAUUCGACCUGAGUCACAGCAUAAUCCGGGUCAUCAAUCGGAUUUCGCGGAGACGACUUACAAGAUAAGUUUUGGCCAGAUUUACUUGAGUAAACCGAUGAUGACAGAAUCUGACGGAGGAACUGCUACCUUGUUUCCUAAGGCAGCUAGGUUAAGAAACCUUACUUACUCAGCCCCUUUGUAUGUUGAUGUUUCUAAGAGGGUUAUUAAGAAAGGACAUGAUGGUGAUGAACUUACUGAGGCUCAAGAUUUCACCAAAGUUUUCAUUGGCAAGGUUCCUAUAAUGCUUCGGUCUAGUUAUUGCACGUUAUUUCAAAAUUCGGAGAAGGAUUUGACUGAACUUGGAGAGUGUCCCUAUGAUCAAGGCGGAUAUUUCAUUGUUAAUGGCAGUGAGAAGGUUCUCAUUGCUCAAGAGAAGAUGAGCACCAAUCAUGUCUACGUCUUCAAGAAAAGGCAGCCUAAUAAGUAUUCUUAUGUGGCCGAAGUUCGGUCCAUGGCAGAGUCCCAGAACAGACCACCCAGCACUAUGUUUGUACGCAUGCUCGCUCGAACUAGUUCCAAAGGGGGUUCUUCAGGGCAAUACAUACGAGCUACUCUUCCAUAUGUUCGAACCGAAAUUCCUAUUAUUAUUGUGUUUCGGGCAUUGGGAUUUGUCGCUGACAAGGAUAUACUUGAACAUAUAUGCUAUGACUUCUCGGAUACUCAAAUGAUGGAGUUGCUUCGUCCUUCCCUGGAAGAAGCAUUUGUAAUACAGAAUCAACAGGUUGCACUUGAUUACAUUGGGAAAAGAGGAGCGAAUGUUGGUGUAACCAAGGAAAAAAGAAUAAAGCAUGCUAAGGACAUCCUUCAAAGGGAGAUGCUUCCACAUGUUGGUGUUGGAGAGUAUUGCGAGACCAAAAAAGCUUACUAUUUUGGAUAUAUCAUUCACCGGCUUCUACUGUGUGCACUUGACCGGAGGGCUGAAGAUGAUCGAGAUCACUAUGGAAAUAAAAGGCUGGACCUGGCAGGUUCUUUGCUUGGUGGUCUCUUUAGAAAUCUAUUCAAAAAGUUAACUAGAGAUGUCAGGGGUUAUGUACAGAAGUGUGUUGAUAAUGGGAAGGAUGUUAACCUGCAAUUUGCUAUUAAAGCCAAAACCAUCACGGGUGGACUUAAAUACUCACUUGCUACUGGCAAUUGGGGGCAAGCAAAUGCUGCGGGUACUAGGGCUGGAGUGUCACAGGUGCUAAAUCGCUUAACUUAUGCAUCCACUUUAUCUCACUUGCGAAGAUUAAAUUCUCCCAUAGGACGUGAAGGGAAGUUGGCCAAACCAAGACAGCUGCAUAAUUCACAAUGGGGAAUGAUGUGUCCGGCAGAAACACCCGAAGGACAAGCUUGCGGACUGGUGAAGAAUCUGGCCUUGAUGGUCUACAUAACUGUUGGUUCAUCAGCAUAUCCAAUUCUGGAGUUUUUAGAAGAAUGGGGUACAGAAAAUUUUGAGGAAAUUUCUCCUGCGGUGAUUCCCCAAGCUACAAAAAUUUUCGUAAAUGGUUCCUGGAUGGGCAUUCACCGUGACCCUGAUAUGUUGGUCAAAACACUGAGAAAGCUGAGACGUCGGGUUGAUGUUAAUACUGAAGUUGGGGUUGUUAGAGAUAUCCGUCUCAAAGAACUGCGCAUAUAUACAGAUUAUGGUCGCUGCAGUCGUCCUUUAUUCAUUGUGGAUAAACAAAGGCUUCUCAUAAAGAAGAAGGACAUCCUUUUUUUGCAACAAAGGGAAUCCCCUGACGAAGGCGGAUGGAAUGAUCUUGUGUCCAAGGGAUUUGUAGAAUAUAUUGACACCGAAGAGGAAGAGACUACUAUGAUUUCUAUGGCCAUUAAUGAUCUUGUACAAGCAAGGCUCAAUUCAGAUGAAGCAUAUUCUGAUACUUACACUCACUGUGAAAUCCAUCCAUCACUGAUUUUGGGUGUAUGUGCUUCCAUCAUACCAUUUCCUGAUCAUAAUCAGUCCCCUCGUAAUACGUACCAGUCUGCAAUGGGAAAACAAGCAAUGGGAAUAUAUGUUACCAACUAUCAGUUUCGAAUGGAUACCUUGGCCUAUGUAUUGUAUUAUCCUCAAAAGCCACUAGUCACUACAAGAGCCAUGGAGCAUCUUCAUUUUCGUCAACUCCCUGCUGGAAUUAAUGCCAUUGUGGCCAUUUCAUGUUAUUCUGGUUAUAAUCAAGAAGAUUCUGUCAUCAUGAACCAAUCAUCAAUAGACCGUGGCUUCUUUCGGUCUCUGUUUUUCCGUUCAUACAGAGACGAAGAGAAGAAAAUGGGAACCCUUGUCAAAGAAGAUUUUGGUCGGCCGGAUAGAGCUAGCACCAUGGGUAUGAGGCAUGGUUCUUAUGAUAAGUUGGAUGAUGAUGGUCUUGCUCCAGCUGGCACAAGAGUGUCUGGUGAGGAUGUUAUUAUUGGAAAGACCACUCCUAUAUCUCAGGAGGAGGCUCAAGGACAAUCUGCCCGCUACUCAAGACGUGAUCACAGCAUAAGCUUACGCCAUAGUGAAAAUGGAAUUGUUGAUCAAGUUCUAUUGACAACAAAUGCUGAUGGACUGAGAUUCGUGAAAGUAAGGGUGAGAUCUGUUCGAAUACCACAGAUUGGUGACAAAUUCAGUAGUAGACAUGGUCAGAAGGGGACAGUUGGUAUGACUUAUACACAAGAAGACAUGCCCUGGACUGUGGAAGGCAUCACUCCUGAUAUUAUUGUCAAUCCACAUGCUAUACCUUCCCGAAUGACAAUUGGUCAGCUUAUUGAGUGUAUCAUGGGUAAGGUUGCAGCACACAUGGGAAAAGAAGGGGAUGCUACUCCCUUUACCGAUGUUACAGUGGACAAUAUCAGCAAAGCUCUACACAAAUGUGGAUACCAAAUGCGAGGUUUUGAGACAAUGUACAAUGGUCAUACAGGGAGGCGUCUCAGUGCAAUGAUUUUCCUUGGCCCUACCUAUUACCAAAGAUUGAAGCAUAUGGUGGAUGACAAGAUUCAUUCUCGUGGACGAGGUCCCGUGCAGAUUCUUACAAGGCAACCUGCUGAGGGGCGCUCACGAGAUGGAGGUCUUCGAUUUGGAGAGAUGGAACGUGAUUGCAUGAUAGCCCAUGGAGCUGCUCACUUCCUAAAGGAAAGAUUGUUUGAUCAAAGUGAUGCAUAUAGGGUCCAUGUGUGCGAAUGCUGUGGGAUCAUAGCUAUUGCAAAUCUGAAGAAGACUUCUUUUGAAUGCAAGGGCUGCAAGAACAAAACCGACAUUGUUCAGGUUUACAUUCCUUAUGCUUGUAAGCUGCUCUUCCAAGAGCUAAUGGCUAUGGCCAUAGCUCCAAGAAUGCUUACUAAAGAGGUCAAAUCUAUAAAAGACCAAAAGAAGAAAGGCGCGUGA
Lathyrus sativus (Indian pea) is the source of this 3591-nucleotide messenger RNA. NCBI's taxonomy places the organism in Eukaryota, Viridiplantae, Streptophyta, Magnoliopsida, Fabales, Fabaceae. The record is from the annotation of a GenBank genome assembly.